UUUUCUUUCCCUAAACGGCUCUUUUAAGAGCCACCCAUGUUCUCGUUGAAAGAGCAGUAUUCCAUAUUCACUCAUGAUAUCAGAUGCUGCUGAUUGUUUUGGUGGAGUUGAUUCCUGCUUUACAAAACGGUGACAGGAGGGCGCUGGGAGAACAUGAACUGAGUCAGGGCUGAUGGAACUAAUAACAAUUUACAUUUCUAUACAUCGAUAUAUAAACUUUAUAAUAUAUAUGCCUAUAUUCCCUUCUUUCCUUUUUCAUAUCUCUCUCUCACACACCCGUGGGAUGGUUGUCACGCAGGCUGACGCUGGAAUUUGACGGCAUGUUUGUGAUUGGUUUUUCAGCCACAACGAUCUUAACCAAUCAGAGAAGAGCCGUGUUGUCUUUAUCACAGAGGGCUCGAGCUGCAGCGCUUUUUAUUUCAGAGUUGUUCCUGUAACAGAUCUGAGCAGCAGAAUGAGCGGAAGAGGAAAGACCGGCAAGGCUCGAGCCAAGGCCAAGAGUCGUUCAUCCAGAGCCGGACUCCAGUUUCCCGUGGGCCGUGUCUACAGGCUCCUGCGGAAAGGCAACUAUGCCGAGCGUGUCGGCGCCGGCGCUCCAGUUUAUCUGGCCGCCGUGCUGGAGUACCUGACUGCUGAGAUCCUGGAGUUGGCCGGUAACGCCGCUCGUGACAACAAGAAGACUCGCAUCAUUCCCCGCCACUUACAGCUCGCUGUGCGCAACGACGAGGAGCUGAACAAACUGUUCGGCGGAGUGACCAUCGCUCAGGGUGGUGUGCUGCCGAACAUUCAGGCGGUGCUUUUGCCCAAAAAGACCGAGAAGGCCGUCAAGACUAAAUAAACUCACCCACU
Molecule: messenger RNA, 849 nt
Organism: Neoarius graeffei (lesser salmon catfish)
Lineage: Eukaryota; Metazoa; Chordata; Actinopteri; Siluriformes; Ariidae
Product: histone H2A-like
Exons: 1
Coding region: 455-838 (127 amino acids)
Cellular component (GO): nucleosome
Molecular function (GO): protein heterodimerization activity; DNA binding; structural constituent of chromatin
Source: RefSeq, a predicted model, not a curated record